AUGGCGACCCCUUUCCCAACGGCCGAGAUGCCGUCGAUGAUGUACGGUACGGCCUGGAAAGAGGAGCGCACUGCAGAUCUCGUGUACGAGGCUAUCAAGGCCGGGUUCCGGGGCAUCGACACCGCCGCGAUGAAGAAGCAUUACAAUGAAGCUGGGGUUGGAGAGGGCAUUCGCCGGGCUAUUAGUGAGGGUAUUUGUAGUCGCAAGGACUUGUUUAUUCAAACGAAAUUCUCCCCUAUGGAUAACACCUCCGAUUACUCACCCACCGACCCCCUCCCCACCCAAAUCCACGCCUCCAUUAUCUCCUCCCUCACCAACCUCUCCACGCCAGACCACUCCCCCCCCUACCUCGACGCCCUCGUCCUCCACUCCCCCUUCCCCACGAUCCCCGAAACCCUCGACGCCUGGGCCGUCCUCCAAUCCUAUCUCCCCUCCUCCUCCUCCUCCUCUCCCAACGCAAACAAAAUCCUCAGCCUCGGCAUCUCCAACACCACCCUCCCUAUCCUCCAGGCCCUCUCAACCCCAACCCACCCCGUCUCCGGUGUCCCCCUCACCCCACCAGCAAUCGUACAAAACCGACUACGAGCAGCCGAGCGUGUUUGGGAUGUUGAUGUGCGUAACUGGGUCGCGGAACAAAACAACAACAACCAGAAUCCCCCCACUGGAAGGAGAACUAAAACGACAUACCAAGCCUUCUGGACCCUCACCGCGAACCCCUCCCUCUGGCAUCCUCAAACAGCACCUCCCUUUAUCCGGUCUGUUGCCGAGGGGGCGGGUGUGUCGCUCGCUGGGGCGUGGUAUGCGUGGCUGAUUAUAGAGGGGGGGGUUACGGUGUUGAAUGGGACGACGAGUGUUGGGGAGAAGGGGCAUAUGAGGGAGGAUUUGGAGGUUGUUGGGAUGGUGGAGAGGUGGAAGGGAACGGUGGAGGGGAGCAGGGUGUGGGGGGAGUUGGGGAAGGGGUUUUGGGGGGUUGUUGGGGGACGGUCGGUGACUGGGGGAUGA
Molecule: messenger RNA, 1002 nt
Organism: Dichotomopilus funicola
Lineage: Eukaryota; Fungi; Ascomycota; Sordariomycetes; Sordariales; Chaetomiaceae
Product: NADP-dependent oxidoreductase domain-containing protein
Exons: 3
Coding region: 1-1002 (333 amino acids)
Cellular component (GO): cytosol
Molecular function (GO): aldose reductase (NADPH) activity
Source: RefSeq, a predicted model, not a curated record